Aspergillus pseudonomiae is the source of this 1134-nucleotide messenger RNA. RefSeq names its product ankyrin repeat domain-containing protein. The record is from RefSeq and is a predicted model, not a curated record. Lineage: Eukaryota; Fungi; Ascomycota; Eurotiomycetes; Eurotiales; Aspergillaceae. The transcript is spliced from 3 exons. Bases 514 to 1008 code for a protein of 164 amino acids.
GGUUGAAGAUUGGGGGUUUGUUAGGGUUCAUCGUGAAUCGUGAUGCUUGGUGUGUCUUCUGCUAUGUAUUCGAUAUCGUUUUGUUCAUUUUGUUCAUGAGGUGAUAAAUCAUGUAUAAAAUAUGUUACGCGUCGGUUGUUUUUCUGCAUACUUAACCAAAAAUAGCCGCUGGUCGAAAGUGCAUUGAUACGGCCUACUUGGCUGCCCAGUUGUGGACAGUGCGUGGUAUAUCAUGCCGUUUCCUACCAACCGUAGGCCACACAUCACGAAGACAUAUAGUCAUCCAAGCUUCCCGUGCUUUCGAUGUGCAAUGAAACAGUAUAUAGCGGAAAUGGAAGCAAUACCAUAAAAGGCCAGCUGAGCUAGCUCGAGGCUCUUGGUUGAGGUUUUCAUGGCGAGUGUAGUUGGGUAUGCGGUGAGAGAGAUGCAUAGAGCAAUAGAGCGCUGGACUAGUCAAGAGAUUAGACCCUGACGUGGAAUUUGACCUGAAAAAUGCGCUAGAGUCCACCGACAAUGAGUAUGCGAGGGAAAUCUACAGAUGCACACGGAAACACUGUUUUGCACCUUGCUGCAGCCAAAGUCAAGCCGAAUAGUGUCCGGUGGAUCCUGAGCAGAACCCAGGUGCUCCUCCAACAGCGCAAUGGUCAAGGCGAGACUCCGUUGGAUGUUCUACUAACAAAUCUCGAGGAAAGUAGGACAACACAUCGCUUGAAUGCGUUGACUGAAGACGUUUCGGAUCAGUUCACUGGAUUUAGCGACACAGCUGUUAUCUGCCUUAUCUCUACCAAUGGUGGUAUCAGAGUGACCGGCGUCAAGUGGCAUCGCCUGAAGUAUGGAUGCACAUGUGGGCAAUGUAUCUCCGGAUUUCUGAGUCCCUGCCUCACUUUCCUCCCGCGUAAUGUGCAGAACAAUCUCAAGACUGAUAAGUCUAUGAGGAAGGGAUUCAUGAACCUCUGCAACCAUUUAAAGUACCACCAUGAGAUAGGAUUUGACAUCAUAUUGACGUAAGUAACAAGACCAUGUACACAACAUCCACUUAGAAAUGAUGGGCCGGUGGAGAGGCUCUGAUUGUACUGCAUCCGGCGGUAUCCGUGGUGGGCGGGACACUGGUUUCGGAGAAAGGCUUGGUUUAUU